GCUACUUCCAUUGACCUUGAUUAACUUGAGGUCAGAUUCGGUAUUUAAUUUGUUGCUCCUAUUCUUCUUGUGAUGCGUUGAUAGAUAGAAAAAAUUUUAUAGGAAGGAAUUUUGAUCCUCCGUUCUGUUUUUAUUUAGAUGAGCUACCACUUGCAUCAUUUAGGCCCAUGAAGCAAGUACCCAUUACUCAAGAUUCAUCAGAUGAGUUCGAAAUAAAUAGUGUCAGACCUUCAAACUCACUCGAUAAAACUAUUCAAGCCCCUUCAGCUGAUUGCUCAAAGAUUUCGUUUUCUUUGCCUUCUGCGAGCAAAUGUGUUCCAGGAUCUAGUCCUCCCAUACAUAAACUCCCGUUUGAUGUGAUUCUAGAGAUUUUCAAGCUUCUUCCAGCAUCCGACUUACUGCACAAUGUUCCAGCUGUCUGUCAGUUGUGGUAUAAUGUGUCUUUGACUCCUAUUCUUCGCACCCGUCUUGCAUUACGACGUCAGAUACCAGCCGAAUUGAUUAUCAAAGCUAUUUCCAGUCGGCCGAUGCUUCGAGUUCUACGAUGUCUGGCACUUAAACAUGCGGAGUCUGUACUUCCGGAUGCUAUUAAGCUUUGUCCUUUACUUACAUGUCUUAAUAUAGGGUUUAGCACCUUGAGCGAGCGAGCAACAACUAUCCUCGUGAAUAAUCUUCCACCAACAUUACUGCAUCUCAACGUUGAAGGUGUAAAUACCAUAGAGAUUGAUUUCAUUACUACUUUAGUACUUAGGUGUCCAAAGUUAGAAGCGCUCAAUCUGUCACAUUGUGUUUCAGUGUGUGAUACAUGUGUAAAAGUAAUUUCAAGUGGACUACACAAUCUGCGCCGUCUUAACUUGGAUGGUGUUCUUUGGAUUACAGACACCGGUGUUUUACAUCUGGCCGACAGCGAAGCUGUGCGUAAUGGUAACCUUGAUGCUAUAUGGUUGGAUGGUUUUGAACUUUCAAAUUCCGGAUUAAAUGAAUUCAUUAUUCGAUUGGAAUGUGCUACGAAACGGAUAUUAGACGUUGAAGAUCUUGUAAAUCCAGAAAUUGAACACAAUAUAAUUGGAAUUCAGCAACUGUGGAUUAGCUUUUGUGAUCAUGUUGAAGAUGAAGCAAUUAAAUCCAUAGCUAACCUUUCAAAUCUUGUUGCCCUUACAUUGCGGAAAACUCACCAAGUCAGUCCUACCGGUUUAAGCUCAUUAUUUGUCUCCAAAAGUCUAAGUCAUUUGGACCAUCAAUUAAAUUUGAGGUAUCUUGAACACUUAGAUUUAAGUGAAGCUCCUGGUUUGAAUGAUUCAGUAGUGAUGGACAUUUGUAGUUGUUGUGGUAGUCGCCUACGCUUUCUUACCUUAAACUGGUGUUGGGAAGUUACUGAUAUUGGUGUGAACCAAAUAAUUGAAAUAUGCAGUUCUUUACGUCAGCUAAGCCUUAUUGGGAAUUCUGUUAUUCAAGGAAAAGCAUUUGCUGAUAUCCCGUUAAAGGUACCUCAUUUAGUGAUAUUAAAUUUGACUCAAUGUAAUCACGUUGUUGAUAAUAUACUUGAAGAUCUUUCACUUAAAAUGCCAAAUUUAUAUGUUUUUGACUUCUUUGGUGAACGUGUCGGUGGAGGACUGAAUGAUAUUUGCCACUUUGAUAUAUCUAGAGCAUUAGGCAAGGUGCCAAUUUGUACAGAUUAACUAGUUGUGUCCAAAAUCAAUUGAAUUACUUCAGCUAUGUAUUCAACACUUUAAUAGUUAUUAUACUGCUUAAUUAAUCUGUGAUAUUUACAUCUAAGUUCUAUCCACACUAUAUAGUCCGCUUAGUUUUCCUCUUUUUCGCUGAUUCGGUGUCAUUAUAGCAUUAUUAAGCAGAUUUUGUCCAUUCUUUUAUGGAAAUCUUGUACAUUUUCUUUGUUAUUGACAAAUUACAACGCAUACAAAUCAUGAAAUUAGUUUGGUAUGGAAGAAUAUUUUUUCAUGUUGUCAUGCUGGAUAAAAAUAAAACUUCUAUUUUAUGAUUGAAAUUUAUUUGAUAUUUUUUGCGUGUUUUGAAUUUGAAGCUGUAUCACAUCCACUUUCAAUUUUUAUUCUUAUCUUAAUAUUCUAAACUGUUCCAAGUUUCUUGUUUAGUAAUUAUUGCACAAUAUCUAUUUUUGUUAAGAAAAAACAAACAAUACACACUGAACAUGUGUUUAGCCUGUCCGUAGAGAAGGUAGUGCAAUUUUUUUUGUUGAUUAAAAGUGCAUACGAAUAGCAAAAGAUAUAAUUUCAUGUU
Molecule: messenger RNA, 2256 nt
Organism: Schistosoma curassoni
Lineage: Eukaryota; Metazoa; Platyhelminthes; Trematoda; Strigeidida; Schistosomatidae
Source: the annotation of a GenBank genome assembly